Molecule: messenger RNA, 793 nt
Organism: Caenorhabditis sp. 36 PRJEB53466
Lineage: Eukaryota; Metazoa; Nematoda; Chromadorea; Rhabditida; Rhabditidae
Source: the annotation of a GenBank genome assembly
AUGUCCUACUCUGAAUCUGAAUCUGAAUCUGAAUCGAGCUUCGUGUUAGUGGAAGUAGUCGAGGUUGAGGAGAGCUUUGAUGAAGAUUCGUAUGAGCUCGAUGAUGUUGAGACUGAGAAUGAGCAAGAAGUUUCGGGUGAAUCGGAAACCGAAGAAGAUGCGGAAGAAGACGAAAAGCCAGAAGAGCUUCAACAAUCAGAGGUUUGUUAUUGACACCUUUUUCUCAUUGUACCCUUAUUUCUUCAGCAGACGGCUCAAGAAACGGAAAAUGAAAGCGAAAGUAGGCCUUCAAGACCUAUGAUUCAACCCGAAACGCUCCAAGAGACAGCAAAGGCUCAGGAAGAGGUAACCUUUAGUUUUCGAGAACUUUUUUUAAAAGAAAUUCUAUUUGCAGACGGUCACUUCUCAAAUAAGCGGAGAGUGGAGACUUGUGGAGGCGAGGAACCUCCAACACUAUCUCGAACGAAUCGGAGCCAAUGCGGAGGUCCAAUCUCGUUGGAGGCUCGGACACAUUCACUUUCAAUUCGAAGCCGGCGAGAUGACCGCAUUCACAACGCACGAAGAUCAAGUUUACCACGAAACCGUAGCCACUCUUCGAGCCCCGAAGAGAUCCGUCAGAUCCGUUUGUACGCAUUUCGUGAAGGACAAUCGUCUGAUGACAUGCAAGUCUAACCUCGAAACCGGAGAAGAGUAUCUGACAACGGAACGGUUCGUAAUUGACGGACUUCUUCAUAUCACGAACACGCGAAACGGAGUCACUUGUCAAAGGAUUUAUAGAAAAGUUUUGGUGUAA